Notodromas monacha is the source of this 3242-nucleotide messenger RNA. Lineage: Eukaryota; Metazoa; Arthropoda; Ostracoda; Podocopida; Cyprididae. The record is from the annotation of a GenBank genome assembly.
GUAAUAUACUGUAUAUUCGAUUGCAGACUGAGAUGACAGCUUGAAAUAUGAGUGGUGAUAGAGGUCAAAGGCGUGCGCUUUUACCUACGCCGGGUGCAGUUCCUGUUGUUCCCAGGAAUGAACAGCCUCAGGGAAGAAGGCAUCCUUUGUUGCCAACCCCGGGUCCAAGCGUGGGAAGGGUUCCUGAAGUUCAAAGACCAAGAAAUCCUUCAUCACUGAACCAACCUGGAUCCAGCAAUGAUCCUUUCGCAUUCUGGGACGAACAAUCUCGUACAGGAUACUCGGGUCGAGGUCGUGGACGUGGAAUCAGACCUUUGCCUUAUCAAAGGCAGUUGCCACCCGGGAUUCCUGUGGAUACUUCAGGGCCCAGUUCGUAUACAAAACCUACUUCGACACCGUCUGUGACCUCAGUUUCUCGAGUGACCCCGACAUGGAGUCCCUUGGACAAUCCGGAAACCGUCGUGUCGAAUGCCAUAAGAGUCGAGUGUAGGUCGGGCCUGACAGUCUUUCGACACGCCAUAAACUGUGUUCCGGCAGUGAAGGGAGUCAAAGUUGCGAAGGUCGGGAUGCGUACGAUUGAAGGCUUGCCGAAUCCGAAACUGUUGUCGGAGUUUUGCGACAGCGUGUUUUUGCCUGAGAAUCUCGCGGUAUCCCUUACCGGCGUUGUUACAUUGGGGGAUCAGGAAUUUAGAGUGACUGUGAAUCCGUACGGGGGCGAAGAGCUGAAAAACAAGAAGGCGUUUCUCAGCGCCGUAUUUCAUAAGGUGUUCACAAAGAUGGGUUUCUAUCCGAUGUAUGGAGCUUAUUUCAAACCUGACCAAAUGUCGUCUUCGUCCAAGAACAAGCAGGACGCUUUCUCCGGAUUCGUGAAAGCUGUAAUGGAGACGGAUUCUGGACUUCUGCUGCAUCUGAACAGUAUGUCAAGACUUGUUCCUAUGGAUAAUGUGCUUGCUAUCAUGGGACGAGUGCAUGACUCUGUUUCACCCUCAACUCGCUCGUUGAAAAUCAAGGAAGCCCUGAUCGGCUCGAUCCUGUUUACAAAGCACGUCCUCCUUCGGUACAGAAUAGUUGACGUUGAUUUCACUCAGAAUCCAAAGAGCACGUUCAGUUUGCAGUCUGGGCAGUCGAUCACGUUUGAGGAUUACUUCAGAAAAAAGUAUGGUCUGACUGUAACCGUUCCUGACCAACCUCUGCUUGUGUGCGAAUCCAUGAAAUGCGACAGAACGGUUCUUCUGGUCCCAGAAUUCUGCUACCUCUCCACGACUCGGAUUACUUCGUCAAUGUUCAAGGGUUCUGGGAUGACCCCGGAUGAUAAAUUCGAUUCCAUCCAAGAAUUAAUUCGCAGAAUGAAUGGUGACGAGAAGGUGAAGAAGUUUUUGUCCUCUUGGGGCCUUGAGAUAUCAGAUGAACUGUGUUCGUUUCCGUGUCGAAAAUUGCCAAAGGUGACCUUGGGCUUCAAGGAAGAGGAACGUGCUGCCCCUGACGAUUGGACCAUGUUGCUCAAAAAUGGCAGAUUUGCACACACCGUGCCCUUGUUGCGAUGGUUGGUGGUUUGUCCGCAAAGAAAUGCGAAAUUGGUUGAGAAUUUCGUCGCGCAAUUGAAGUCGUGUGCUGAUAAUUCAGGGAUGAUCGUAGAAAUGCCUGUGCUGAAAACGAUCACAUCGAACUCCCCGCAAACGCGGGAUUAUUUGACUUUGAUCAGAAGUGCGCUGAAGUUUUACUACAAUGAAGACAAGGAUCGAAGCCUCCAAUUGAUCGUGGUGGUGAUGAAUCCUCGGAGGGAGGAUAUUUACACUUCUGUGAAGACGUUGUUGCGGUUCGAGUACAAAAUCCCGUCACAAUUCAUUGUAGCGGGUACUAUAUUGAGGGACGGUACCACUCGAAAAUUAGCUCUGAAGGUUCUCACGCAGAUUGUGGCGAAAAUUGGUGGAUGGCCAUGGGAAAUCAGGAUACCUCAGAAUGUGGCUUUCACCGAGGAAGGAAUCAUGUUUAUUGGCAUGGACGCGUGUCAUUUGAUUGGUAAACGAGUUUCAAUAUUGGCUUUCGUUGCUUCCAUGAACAAAAAUGCGUCUGAGUUCCGAACGUCUCUGGAAGUCCUCGACCAGGGCAUGGAAUUGUGGGAGAAUUUGCAUGUUCAUAUGAAAAAUGCUUUGGCUGCUUGGGCUGUGAAAAACAACGGUUUGCCGAAGCACGUCGUGGUGCACAGAGAUGGCACGAGUUUUGCACGAUUCGAUACCCUGCAAGUGGUUGAAAUUGACGGGAUGAAUGCUGUGCUGAAAGGCGAUGGAAGACGAAACAUUGGACUGUGUUUCAUGUGUGUUUGCAAGCGCAUCAAACCUCGAUUCGUCGUGAAGGAACCCGGCCAGAGAAAACCUCGGAAUUAUUCAAAUCUACCCCAAGGAACUGUUGUGGAACAAGGAGCCGUUAUGGAGGGUUGGAGGAACUUUUUCCUCGCUCCACAAAACUUGAAAGUGGGAACAUUGUCUCCAAUCCACGUAUUCGUGUUGAGAGACGAUACGACACUGAAGGAUGAAGAAGUCAAAUUCUUCACGUAUGCCUUGUGUCAUGUUUACUAUAAUUGGACUGGACCCAUUCGAGUACCAGCUACUCUUCAGCCCGCAGCUUUGAAACAGAAAGAAGCGAAAAAGGCGAAUGUUGACGAGAAAAUUGACAGAGACUCUGCAAAAAAGGACGUUCGGAAGAAGGAAGAAAAGCAAAAGCAAGGCGGUCAGAAAGCACAAGGAAAACCUGUCAAAGAUGGAACUUCUGAUGGAAAAGAACCCGGGGCCGAGAAAUCGAAGGCUGAUCUGAGAAAAGAGCGCAGAGCUAUUCAAGAAGCACAACGAGCAGCGAAAGAGCUGUCGAAGCCUGCAGAGAAACCCUCGACAAAAGCAAAGACGGAAAACAAGUCUUCUCCCGCUGCUGCUUCUGCAUCAGUUUCAAAUUCAGAAACGAAAACUACUACUACUGGUGUAUUAUCCCGAGGGAAACCUAAGGUUAAAGAAGCGUCUCCAGCAGACGUGAAAACAAAGCCAACAUCACUCGCUGCUCCUCUUGCCUUGCCUCAUCUUCCUUCUCCUUGUCCAGAGGACGAAAUCUUUGCCCAUCUUCCAGUUUUUGGUGGCCAAUUUCAUCCUGCAGUUGUCAAGUUUGGCCUGCAAAUGCACCGCGGGCUUUUGCGUGGCUCCACGACGCGAGUAUUCGGUCUUUUGCACACUUUGUCCCAGGUUUUGCGGGACUAC